AUGUGUGGCAGUGGUUUUGACCACAGCUCCAACAAUUCCCCGAACAUGAGUAUUUCGCCGGUAAGUCAAAUCGAUGUUUAGUUGAUCCGUCGUAAAAUAGUGGUUGGGUUGAGAGGAGCUCUUCUCCAUUGAGUUCACAUUUUACAGAUCAAACGAGAAAUUGGUGCUUUGAGCAAAAAGUUGGAGCAGUUAGAGAUCAUGGUCGAGAAUGUUAACUCGAAUCCCAAUGUGAGUCUUUGUUUUCAUAUUAUUACAGGCAAUCAUCGAACUCAUGCCACGACCUAGAGCCAACCUAGCAUCGCAAAAAUUUGCGGACUAUUAUUAUCUUUUUAUGAUUUUGAUUUCUUCAUUUUCAGAGGUACUGGAAUACCCCAUUUACCUUCCUGAUCAUCACCAAUGCCAAUAAAUCGGAAUUCAAGGUAUUCAAAGCAAAUGUCCCCGCAAUCAAGGGGAAUCUCCAAACGCUGGCAGAGUUUGCAUACAUCAGUCAUCCCGAGAUGCAGCCCGAAUACCAGGAUCAUUGGGUUCUUGUGAUUGGGAGAUGGAACAAAACUCGAUGGGAGGUGGCAUCCGGGAAGGGAGAAUUGUCUCAUGACGACGAAUACUUGGUCAUAAUGACAAGAAAGAGGUUUAGAACGGUAAGAUUUAGCACAUUAUUUAACCGACAGCCAGAUGGAUGCGACAAAUCCACAUUAUCUUCCCGACAGACUGAGAGCUGCGGCAAAUCCACAUUACUUCCCCGACAGAAUGAUAGAUGCGACAUAUCCACAUUAUUUUCCCGACAGACUGAGAGUAAAUUUUUGUUUCAGUACUUGACAAACGGAGCUAUUUUUGCAUUGGAAUCCUUUUUUUGCUCUUGGGACACCAGUGUGUUGGUGACUGCUAUAUUUGCGACAGAAUUUCUCUACAAUUACCAAUGGAAACGGGUCGAUAACGAACCGGUAAGAAUCUUUAUAAAGAUUGCAUUUCACAUAACACAUUGCUAUAACCUUGGUCGUUUAGUGCACAGCCAACGCAACACAGGUAGAGAGUGAGUGUUGGGGAGUCAAAAAAGUGGUUUGCAAGUCCAAGAAGACUUUCCUCGAGGUCUAUUUCGAGACAAAGAAGACGAUAAGUGACAGCAUAGUCCGGUUUGUGAAGGAUGGCUCAAGACGCAUGAGCCCACUGAACGCUAUUUGUGCAGGCGCUGAUGAACUGAAUUUUAAUAUGCGAUGUAUCUUUGAUCAUGUAAGCCGUUCGUUUCUCAAAAGGAAAUUGUCGAUUUAGCUUGUAUUAAAGAUCUUAUGCAAAAUCGGGGAAGACAACUAUCAACGCCUAAUAUUUGAAUACGGCAACAGUCACAACACAGGCAACAGUCUUUUUCAAGUUGUUAAUGGCAUCAACCUGGACGGUAACAACUUUUCUUGGCCGAGGGGAAGUGAGCUGGUCUCCAAGAAGGUCGAAAAGAAAGAGGUAAUAAAUAUUUAUUAUAAUGCUUACUUAAUUUAUAAACUUUAAUUUAGGGUAAAACAGUGCAUCACUUUAUUUACGGAGCCGAUGCCAAUCGCAAGAUCAUCACUCUGCAUGUCCACAAUGACAGUAGUUUAUUGGACGUGAUACCAGAGCUCUCAGACAAGUUUGAAAUCCCAAUCUCGCGAAUUGGAUCCCGCUUAGUACAUCUUUUCGAAGGAGAAUUCGUCGUGACCAAAUAUGUGAAGGACGUGCACAAACUGGCUGAAUUUGCCGCUUAUUUGUUUGAAUGA
Messenger RNA from Bursaphelenchus xylophilus (pine wood nematode), 1742 nucleotides. NCBI's taxonomy places the organism in Eukaryota, Metazoa, Nematoda, Chromadorea, Rhabditida, Aphelenchoididae. The record is from the annotation of a GenBank genome assembly.